GGUGAUGUUUAAUUUCGAGCAAAUGCAACAUGGCAGUUGGCUGCGUCGUGUUUUGAUAGAAGUCACAAAAUUUCGACGAUCAAAACGACAUUUUCCAAAUUUGUAGUGUUGCAUCUUGAAAUGCCCACAAACGAAACUCAUAAUUUAAAGGUCGUCCUUAGAGUUCGUCCACUGCUGCGACGCGAAUCGAAACAAACCAAACGAAAUGUGAUACGGAUUGUCGACGAAAACACAAUCAUUUUCGAUCCGACUGAUGGUGAAAUGAAUGCGGACUAUGACAUCAGUCGGGGCUACGCCAGUUUUGCUAGAAAGAAUUUGAACUUGUCAUUCGACCGAGUUUUCGGAAGCGAAGCGACGAACUUUGAUAUCUUCGAAUAUGCUAUGCGACCACUUGUUUCGGCCGUGUUGAAUGGGUACAAUUGUAGUGCUUUCGUGUAUGGCGUUACUGGUGCCGGGAAAACUUAUACGAUGUUAGGAACUGAUCGUCAUCGUGGUGUGGUGUAUUCGACGGUUGACGAACUGUUCAAACAAAUAGAGCCGUUAAGCGACAAGAGUUCCUUUGACGUUCGUAUUUCCUACGUAGAAGUUUACAAUGAACAGGUGAGGAAUCUGUUGACGAAAAGUGGUCCACUGAAGCUAAGAGAACAUUCAACUGGUGUUGUAAUAGACGGGGUCGCUCCACACCCGAUUUGCUGUUGUGACGACGUCAUCGGUCUACUAUCAUUCGGAAAUCAUAAUCGUGCACAGCAUCCAACCGAUGCCAAUUAUAAAAGCAGCCGAAGUCAUGCAAUAUUUCAGGUGCAUGUCGUAUCGACGAAUAAGAAAAGUGGCCUGAGUCGGGUCGUAAAAUUGUCGAUGAUCGAUCUGGCCGGCAGUGAGCGUGGCUCGAAUGCCAGUCACAUGGACCAAAGGUUCAAGGAGGGCACAUGCAUCAACAAGUCGCUAUUGGCGCUGGGAAAUUGCAUUAAAAAAUUGGCCGAAGGAUCGAAACACAUUCCGUACAGAGAUUCGAACAUGACACGAAUACUGAAAGACAGUCUCGGCGGGAAUUGUAAGACUGUGAUGAUUGCGAAUGUAUCACCCGCAGAGCGUUCAUACAAUGAGACGUAUAAUACGUUGAUCUAUGCAAGCAGCGCUCGGCAGAUUCGUACAGCUGCCGCAACGAAAACGCAACUGCAGACCAAUUUGCCCAAAGAAUAUUAUGCAAACAAUCUGGCGGCUCAGAUAUCUGAGACUGAACAACUGCAGGAGCGUAUCCAAAGUCUGGAAAAGCAAGUGUCGUCACAGGCGAAAGUAAUUGAGAAUUAUGAGAGUGCUCAGCAUGGUUUGGUGAAACUUGUGAAGAAGAUUGAAACAUUGAAGCGUAAAAUUGAUAGAUCGUACCACGAUUUGCUAUCAACGCGGCAGCGAAAAUGAUAUUUUUUCCCCGUGAUUUUAUGUCCUCCAUUACCCCUAGUAAAAUUGUCAAUUCUAU
Bradysia coprophila is the source of this 1474-nucleotide messenger RNA. Its product is annotated as kinesin-like protein KIF18A. Lineage: Eukaryota; Metazoa; Arthropoda; Insecta; Diptera; Sciaridae. The record is from RefSeq and is a predicted model, not a curated record. Gene Ontology annotation, molecular function: ATP binding; microtubule binding; microtubule motor activity. Gene Ontology annotation, biological process: microtubule-based movement.